CUUUCUUUCAUUCUUACCUUCUUGAUUGUGCGGUGCCUAUUGUAACAAUUUGUUUUCUAUUUGUCAUAUAUGAAUGAAGAAAAAAUGAAAUUUUGUCGAAACCGUAAAAAGAUAAUUUUGCACAUAAAAGUGAGUGAUCCGAGGCGCCGAAGGCUUUAGAAAAAUUCAACAGUGGCACAAUUGUUGCUUCACUUUUAUCCAAAGCUCCAAAGCAAUCAUUAAGAAUUUUUCCUAUACUGUAACAGUAUUUAUUUAUUUUUUGAUAACCUGAUUGUUUAUUAGUAACUUUUUCUUAAAUGUUUGUAACUUUUUCUUAAAUGUUUGAUAAAACUGGUUAUAUGCUAAUGGGUCUCAAGUCAGAACAUGCAUUGGGAUUUUUUAUUUUUGGGUAGAAAACGUACUAAAGCGUUUUCCACAUUUAAGAAUUAAAUUUCCACCUUAUGAGUAAUAAAUUUCUUCAGUAUGUGACGUCAAAUGACUUGUGGACACUUAUCUUGGAAAUCGAGAAAUUCUCCCCCUUAAAUGUUAAAUGCAUCUCUGGUAAUUAAAUAAUAUCGACACUUUUUUCUAAAGGUCAGAAUUUAAAAAUGUGCGGUUCUUGUAAUCUGAAUAGGAUGUUAUACAACCAACAAUACACCUUGACCACAAUUAAUUAGAAUUAAGGUUUUAAACCGACUUCUUUCUCAAAGUUUGAUUGUAGAAUAUCAGAUAACUUUCACAAUACAAUUAUUUCAACACAACUUGCUUUUUUUUGCGGCAUUUCGUCGCAAGAAUUUAAACUUGGUGCGUCCAAAUGUCACAUUGACAGUCAGCUGUUUAUCCAAAACAAACCCACGUUGGGCCCUUAUUUUUCGCAAAUGACCCCAAAUCUACCCCCUUCCAAGCGUUGUUUCAUCCCUUGGUGCCCCCAAAGCAGCGAAGUGUCGAACAAUGUCGACUUUUUCCACCUUCCGACUGAUACAAUCCGCCGUAGUGCCUGGCUUGAAGCCCUAGAUAUCCCAGUGAGCAAAAAGGACCGUUACCUCCUUACAAUCAGCUCACGACAUUUCAAAUCAGGUCGACCGUCGCCGGACUCAGCCGACAUCGACUGGAUCCCCAACCAGGCGCUCCACCCCAAUGUGGUCUCGCAACUCAAAUCAAAAAUGCGGAAACUGCUCGUCGGAGACAUAAACGAGAUCAUCACAAACAUCCCCGAAAUUGAGGCGGUGUUCGAUGUUCCUGAAUUCGUGGUGUUGAGAAAAGUGGGGGAAUCCCCCAACAAUGACCAUGAUUAUGUCAAGACGCGGCCCGUGGACAGCGCCCCCGCGUGCCAAGACGUGCACCUGCCCCACUUUUGCAAUAUUUGUGUCCAAGAAUUCGGGGAUUUAUUCAAGUUUAACAGCCACAUGUUGGCACACAUGCACAAAAACGACGUUAAAUGCACUUUGUGCCACCAGAGUUUUUUCACCACGACGUGUCUCAACAAUCAUAUUAGAUUCAAACACACCACAUUGUGCCAAAAGUGCCACAAACAAAUCCCUCGAGGGCAACACUAUUGGCAUAAAUUGGCCAACGCUAAACAGAGGAAACAAAUCCUUACAAAACGUGAUGAUAAAAUCUGGUUUUGUGUUUUUUGUGGGAAGAAAUUUGGGCGUGUGAGAGAGUUUCACAAACAUUUGGAGUCACAUGACCAAGUUUUAUAGCGUUAUGAUUUGAUUUUGUGCAAUAAAAGUUUAUUCGUUA
Molecule: messenger RNA, 1722 nt
Organism: Tribolium castaneum (red flour beetle)
Lineage: Eukaryota; Metazoa; Arthropoda; Insecta; Coleoptera; Tenebrionidae
Exons: 2
Coding region: 858-1682 (274 amino acids)
Source: RefSeq, a predicted model, not a curated record